AUGGUAAAGUGCUGUUCCAAUAUUUCUCCGAAGAACAGAGCGCUGCUCAAUGACCUUUCCAGAGAUUUGACUGUGUCUUUGACAACUCCGGCUUUGGAAUUCGUCGAUAUUUUGAUCGAAUCUCUAAUGUACCCUAGAGGAAAUGGAAAUUCAUUGAUGAACCUCAUAUGCGGUACCGGUGCUGGCGUGGGAGAAGAAGACGAGCCUGUUAGCCAAGACCUUGGCUUAGGCUGCUUACUCGAAUCUGUUCACGCAAGGCACUUGCUUGUCAAAUUGAAGUGCCAGAGCGAGAUCUCAGCCUCUGACGAAAGGCAAUUACGACUACUAGGAGAAAUACAUGGAGCACUGGUGCUUCUGCUGAAACAAUUAAGUGAGCAGAUCGAAGUUUCCUCGUGCCCAGACUUUUACAGAGACAUGUUGCAGGAAAAUGUCUCUCAUUUUCGUCAGGCAUUUCAUGGCUUUCACAUUUUGAAUGAAGCUCUUCUUGAAAUACUUGAAUGCGCAGAACAAACGGGGUUGUCAGACUUGAAGCUUUUCAAAAUCGACUACAAGACUACGGAAAGAUUGAAUGCAUUUAAAUUAGACAACGUAAAAUGGUUUGAAGAAUUGAUGUUGAGCUCAAGAGCUCUGCGGGAAUACCUUAUAUUGCAGGACUACCAAGUGGGUUCACUAGACCAAAUGACUUCUAAGACAUUGCCCAAAGUAAUAUUAGCUGCAGUGCGAUCAUCAGAUUUUGGUAUUUACUUGCAAAUUCGUAAAUCGAAACUCAAGAUUUGUCAUCGUAAAGUGUUUUGA
Molecule: messenger RNA, 795 nt
Organism: Lachancea nothofagi CBS 11611
Lineage: Eukaryota; Fungi; Ascomycota; Saccharomycetes; Saccharomycetales; Saccharomycetaceae
Source: the annotation of a GenBank genome assembly